Molecule: messenger RNA, 3592 nt
Organism: Pseudoliparis swirei
Lineage: Eukaryota; Metazoa; Chordata; Actinopteri; Perciformes; Liparidae
Gene: slc7a14b
Product: solute carrier family 7 member 14b
Exons: 7
Coding region: 218-2389 (723 amino acids)
Biological process (GO): transmembrane transport; amino acid transport
Cellular component (GO): plasma membrane
Molecular function (GO): amino acid transmembrane transporter activity
Source: RefSeq, a predicted model, not a curated record
GCUAAAGGGUUAACGCUGUCGUCUCCUCAACAUUUCCUCCCGGUCCUCGGAGGACGUGGACUCAACCACUUCUCAGAGGAACAGCAGAUCCGAUCUGACCUUGAAGAACCGACCAGGAGAAGAAAGAGAAGGACGUCCGGCGUGGAGCGAGAGAAUGACAGCGAGAGUGUCGGGGAGACGGUAGAUAGCGGUAAAGUGGUGACAGACGGGUGCGGCGAUGGCGGCGUGGCUCGGCCGGCUGUCGCUCGGCGACGCCUGGUUCAACACGUGUUCCCGCCUGCUGCGGACCAAACCCGUGGGCUCCAUGGCGCACGGCACCGACGACCUCGCCGAGCUCGACGAGGGGUCGGCGGUCGGGCUCGCCAGGGUCCUGACCACCGCGGACCUGGUGUCGCUCGGCGUGGGCAGCUGCGUCGGCACCGGGAUGUACGUGGUCGCCGGGCUGGUGGCGAAGGCCACGGCCGGGCCCGGGGUCAUCCUGUCGUUCAUCAUCGCGGCGAUGGCCUCCAUACUGUCGGGUGUGUGCUACGCAGAGUUCGGUGUCCGGGUCCCGAAGACGACCGGCUCGGCCUACACCUACAGCUACGUGACGGUGGGGGAGUUUGUGGCGUUCUUCAUCGGCUGGAACCUGAUCCUGGAGUAUCUGAUCGGCACGGCGGCGGGGGCGUCGGCUCUCAGCAGCAUGUUUGACUCUCUGGCCAAUCACAGCAUCAGCAACUACAUGAUAACACACCUGGGCACGCUCAGAGGACUCGGUAAAGGUGAGGACACGUACCCCGACCUGCUGGCGCUGCUCAUCGCCCUGCUGGUCACGGUGAUCGUCGCCCUCGGCGUUCGCAACACCGUGGCCAUCAACCACGUCCUGAACGUGCUCAACCUGGUGGUCUGGGUCUUCGUGAUCGUGGCCGGCCUCUUCUUCCUCUCCGCCGGCAACUGGGAGAGCGGCGGCUUCCUGCCGUUCGGCUGGUCGGGGGUGAUGCGCGGCGCGGCCACCUGCUUCUACGCCUUCAUCGGCUUCGACAUCAUCGCGACGACGGGGGAGGAGGCGAAAAACCCAAACACCUCCAUCCCCUACGCCAUCACCGCCUCGCUGGUCACCUGCCUCGUGGCCUACGUGUCGGUGAGCGUGAUCCUGACCCUCAUGGUCCCCUACGACCUGAUCGACGGCUCGGCGCCCCUCAUGGAGAUGUUCGCGGCGCACGGCUUCCUGUGGGGUAAAUACAUCGUGGCCGUGGGGUCCAUCGCCGGCCUCACGGCGUCCCUGCUGGGCUCUUUGUUCCCCAUGCCCAGGGUCAUCUACGCCAUGUCCCGCGACGGCCUGCUGUUCAGGUCCCUGUCUCGCGUGUCGGCGCUCACGCACACCCCCGCGUUGGCGUGCGCCGUGUCGGGCAGCUUGGCGGCGGUCCUCGCCCUGCUGGUCAGCCUCAGGGACCUGAUCGAGAUGAUGUCCAUCGGCACGCUGCUGGCCUACACGCUGGUGAGCGUGUGCGUGCUCCUGCUGCGCUACCAGCCCGACGAACGGGGCGAAGGCCUCGGCUCGGACUCCGGGGACGGCGCCGCCGACCCGACCGCGGACGACCGGGUGCCGGCGGCCGGAGGCUCGGCGUCUUACCACGCCGGCGGGACGGAAGGAGAAGGGGACGAUGCCGAUUUCCACUCGGGCCGCGCCUCGCCGCUGAAGAGGCUUCUGGGAGGUCACUACCACGCCUGGCGGCUGCGUCUGGCGCUGCCCGCCGCGUCGGCCCGGCCCACGCCCGACACCGGCCGCACGGUGACCCGCUGCACCCUCCUCUUCUUCUUCACGUCCUUCUUCCUCUGGUCCACCGUGAUAUUCGGCGUCGAGCAGGGAACCGGCGCCGGGGCGGUGUUCUCCGGCCUCGCCGCCGCGCUCAUGGCGGGCUCCUUGGCGAAGCUUUUGAUCACGAUCGUCCGGCAGCCGCAGAGCGGGAGGAAGCUGCCGUACAUGGCGCCCUGCGUGCCCUUCGUGCCCGCGGCGGCCAUCUUGGUGAACAGCUACCUCAUGCUGAAGCUGUCGCCGCUCACCUGGGCCAGGUUCACCGUCUGGUGCUCCAUCGGCCUGUUGAACUACGCUUGUUACGGCGUGUGGCACAGCACGCUGGAGGUGGACGCCCGCGAGCAGCAGGCGCACGCCAGCUCCUACCAGCGCUACGACGACCACCUGGACGGCGGCGGCGACGACCUCGGCGACCUCGGGCCCGAGGAGCGAGACGAGAGGCCCUACCAGGGCUGGUCCGCCCCGGAGGAGAGGGGCUCCCACCACGACCAGCAGCCGGAGGGGAGCGAGCACGCCGGUGACCGGUCUGGAUACCAGUCCGGACCGGCGGGGAGGACCAAUCACGGCUUUGAUGAGGGCCAAGAGGGAAACUGAGCAAAGAUUAUGACAUAUGACGCUAGAGAACCGCCAACAUCCUGGUUCCACAGGCUGUUUAGAAGACGUAGAUAUCGUCACGUCAACAUCGGUUUGAGGACUAAUGUUUUGCCGUCGCCAUCUUGUUUUUCUCUGCAACCAGUAAACAGGAAGUGACCACAUCUGGACUGAGGAGGAGGGACCCCGUCAACCUGUCAAUCACCCUGUAGCCCCGCCCCUAAAGCAUCCCCUGCUUUAUGGUCUGUGUGACUAAGUUACCAUAAAGUAUAAACAAUGACAUCAUGCUGUAUAGAAGAAGACUUGAGACUAGAGGCUGAGACAAAAACUCAUGUUUACAAUGUUUACUGAGGGAAAACAUCAAGAGAAGUAGAGACAUUAUAUCGACUUCUAUACAACCAGAGUCGCCCCCUGGUGGUCAGGAGAGAGAAUGCAGCCUUAACACAUGAAGCAUAGAUUUCUAUACAACCAGAGGAGUCGCCCCCUGGUGGUCAGAAGAGAGAAUGCAACUUUAACACAUGAAGCAUAGACUUCUAUACAACCAGAGGAGUCGCCCCCUGGUGGUCAGGAGAGAGAAUGCAGCUUCAACACAUGAAGCAUAGGCUUCUAUACAACCAGAGCAGUCGCCCCAGUAGAGUCAUUUUCUCGUGUACGUCGUCUCUGCGUCACUCCUCCUCAGUCAAAUAUGGUAACUUCAGCUCACUGGUUGCAAAAAACAAGAUGGCGACGACCAAAAUGGCCGAACUUGAAGCUUCAAAACCAGGUUUCUCGUUUCUCGUCCGUGUGCUCGGGUCCGAAAGCUGGAGACGUACCUUUAAUAUACCUUUCAUCCCUCGAAGCUCUGUUUCUCACUUAUUGUGCUAUCCAUACCAGAAGGCGUGUUUCCUCUCAUUGGUUGAUACAAACUUCAGGGGGGAGGGGGCGGAGCCAGAGACCCUGUUGGAAGGCGAAGACGUUUGAUCUCAGCCAAUCAGACGGCUUCUGUCCACCAGGAUAUAAAUGUUGGUUUUGUUCAAACUCCAGAACGAACCUCUUGAAAACAAAUGGCGGCUUUCGCGGGACAAAAAGCCCUGAAAGUUACUUUUGUGUUUGUUUUUCCUCGUUUGGGUGAAUGUUGUUUCCCGAGUGUUUGCUCUGUUUGGCGUGUUAACGUGUGGAAAUGAGAACGGCCACUUCCGGAAAAUAAAAGUCUCAUUUUGAGUGAAA